AUGACCACAGACCACCCUGUUUUGGCUGAAAUCAAGCAAUCCUUCGCCUUUCUGGAGAAGGCCGUCGCCUCCUUCGACCAGCGAUUCGUCCUGCGAGUCCUACGAGGUCUGCCUGCUCUACGAAAAAAGCUCACUCCAGAAUUGCUGGCACAAAUCGCCGUCAUGACCUACCCUGCUGGCGAUGAGCGAAGAAGCGGGUUUGUUGCUCUGGCUGGAGUCAACCCCAACACCGACGAAAUGGAGGUUGAUGGAGCCUCUGGCGCCACUGAGGCCACCACCCAGCCUCUACCAGAGAUCGACAUGUACGUUUCACUGCUGUUCCAGGCCUGGCUGCUCCACGAGAACCGAAUUGACGACUUGCGGAAACUCAGCGAGCACGUGGUGGCUAGAUUGAGAACCUAUAACCGACGAUCGCUCGACUACCUUGCCUCCAAGAUCUGGUUCUACCUGUGUCGAGGUGAGGAGCUCAGUGGCAACCUCGAGGCUGUCCGACCCAUCCUGCUGGCAUCUCUGCGAACUGCCUCUCUCCGACAUGACCCCGAGACUGAGGCCUCGCUGAUCACCCUGCUGCUGCGAAACUACCUGCUCUGUGCACAUGUGACCCAGGCCUCUAACCUCGUGUCCAAGGUCAACUUCCCCGAAAACGCCGCCAACGCUCUGGCCGCUCGUUACAUGUACUAUCUGUCCAAAAUCAGAGCAAUCGAGCUUGACUACACAGCUGCCCACGCCCACAUCACUGGAGCCAUCCGAAAGGCGCCUCAGACCCCUCUGGCUGCCGGCUUCCUGCAAGCCGCACAAAAACUCAACAUUGUGAUCGAACUGCUGAUGGGCGACAUUCCCGAACGAAGCGUGUUCAAGAGCGGACGGGAGCAGAGCCUCAAGGCUUACUUCGAGGUGGUCAAGGCUGUGCGAGUCGGUGAUCUCAACCAGUUUGCUGACACAAUCAAAAAGUAUGCAUCCGUGUUCAAGGCCGAUGGUACCUACUCCCUGGUUCUGCGUCUGCGACAGAAUGUCAUCAAGACCGGUAUCAGAAUCAUGUCUCUGGCAUAUUCACGAAUCUCUCUUAAGGAUAUUUGUAUCCGUCUGAGACUCGAGUCGGAGGAGUCUGCAGAGUACAUUGUGGCCAAGGCCAUUCGAGAUGGUGUCAUUGAAGCCACCAUCGACUCGGAGCGAGGAUUCAUGCAAUCUAAGGAGGUGCUGGACGUGUACUCUACUAACGAGCCUCAGCAGACCUUCCACGACCGAAUUGCCUUCUGCAUCGGUCUCCACAACGACAGUGUGAAGGCCAUGCGGUACCCCAUGAACUCCAACCGAAUUGAUCUGAAGAAUGCUGACGAGGCUCGUGAGCGAGAGCGGGAGCUGGUCAAGGAGAUUGAGGAGGGCGAGUUGGACGACGAUGACGACGAGGAUUUUGAUCUUUAG
Yarrowia lipolytica CLIB122 is the source of this 1422-nucleotide messenger RNA. RefSeq lists its product as uncharacterized. Gene Ontology annotation, cellular component: proteasome regulatory particle, lid subcomplex; proteasome complex. Gene Ontology annotation, molecular function: enzyme regulator activity. The record is from RefSeq and is a predicted model, not a curated record. Lineage: Eukaryota; Fungi; Ascomycota; Dipodascomycetes; Dipodascales. Gene Ontology annotation, biological process: ubiquitin-dependent protein catabolic process; regulation of protein catabolic process.